UCAUAGAGACGCCGGAAGCAGUUCCCCUGAGUUUCCUAGCUCGCUAGCUAAUGUUAGCUACAUUUGUACGCUGUCUGUAGAUAGCUAGUCUGUAGAUUUAAGUGCAGUUGAUGUUUACGAAUUUCUAACGGAAGAUAACGAAAUCAAAUAAGAUAUUUAUGUCAUUUGGUGGGACACAGAACGGCGGUCGCCGCAGUAAAUGGGACCAACCAGGUCCAAAUACCAUGGCGGAGAGCGAGGCUGCGCCUACCGGUGCCCUGGAUGCGGCGGCGGCAGUGGCAGCCAAAAUCAACGCCAUGCUGGUGGCCAAGGGUAAACUGAAGCCAUCGCAGAUUGGUGUCCCUGGAGCUCCCGACAAAGUGUCAGGGGCUGGGAAGGCCUUGCCCCCCAUGAAGGCGAAGGAUGAUCUUGUGGUGGCGGAGGUGGAAAUAAAUGACGUCCCCCUCACCUGCCGGAACCUUUUGACCCGUGGUCAGACACAGGACGAGAUCAGUAGAGUGAGUGGAGCUGCAGUGUCCACCAGAGGGCGCUACAUGACCGCGGAGGAGAAGGGCAAGGCUCUGCCUGGCGAUCGCCCCCUCUACCUGCACGUCCAGGGACAGACAAGAGAUCUUGUUGACCGAGCGGUGAACAGGAUUAAGGAAAUCAUCACCAAUGGGGUUGUGAAGGCCGCCACCAGCUCCAGCUCCUCGUACAAUGGAGCCACAGUCACAGUCUACCAUCAGCACGCCCCCCCACCCCCCUCACUGCCUCCCAUGAGCCACAAACCACACUUUCAGUCAGGGGUAAGGAACAUGCACUACGUACAGGAUAAGCUGUUUGUGGGCCUGGAGCAUGCUGUCCCGGGAUUCUCGGUGAAGGAGCGGGUGGAGGGUCCCGGCUGCUCGUACCUGCAACACAUCCAGGCGGAGACGGGCGCCAAAGUCUUCCUCCGGGGCAAGGGCUCCGGCUGCCUCGAACCUGCGUCCGGCCGCGAGGCCUUUGAGCCCAUGUACAUCUACAUCAGUCACCCGAAACCAGAAGGCCUGGCUGCAGCGAAGACGCUGUGUGAAAACCUGCUGCAGACUGUGCACGCAGAGUACUCACGUUUCCUCAGUCAGAUGAGCGCUAUGAUGCCCACGCCAGGGUUUAUCCAGCCCCCUGCUCUGAACGGGAUGCCCCCUCAGCCCCCCUACUACCCCCCUGCAGGGUACCAGCCUGGCUACCCCCCUCCGGUCCCGCCCCCGCAGCCUGUCCCACCCCCCUACACGGUCCCCCCGCCCGUGCUCCAGGGGGCCACGCCCGCGAUGCCUCCUCCCAGCGCACAGUAUCCCAUCGCCCCUGCUCCCGCCACCCUCACACAGGUGCCUCUCCCGGCUCCGUUCCCCCCCUCAGCACCAGUCCAGCCCAAAGCGCUGCCUCCCCCAGGCCCCUCGAACCCGCCCCAGAAGAGACGCUUCACUGAAGAGGUGCCAGACGAGAGGGACAGCGGCCUGUUGGGGUACCAGCAUGGACCCAUUCAUAUGACUAAUUUAGGUGCAGGCUUCUCUGUGGGCAGCUCAGAGAGUUCAGGACCCCCGCCAGCCGGUUCCCUUGCGACUCUACCCCAGAGGGACAGUAGGCAGCUAAUGCCACCACCGCCCAUGCCCAUGAAUGGUGUCCGCCCAAGGACAGAGGAGAGGAGGGUGCUGACUGGCCCUCUGGAACCAGCCGUGAAGCGGAUGAAGACUGGACUUGUGGCCUACACCGGAGACUCGUCGGACGAAGAGGAUGACCACGUGGCGGCAAAGAUGGCCGGGGCAGGUAACGGGGGAGGGGGCUCCUCCAACUGGACGUUGGGGUACCGCUGCCCCCCUCCUCCACCCCCCCGUCCUAAAACACAGGCCCAGCAGCCCAUGCCCUUUUGGAUGGCUCCGUGAGAGGGCCCGUCUCACCUCCACCCGCCCGUUCUGCUACCCCACCACUUGGGUUUUCAUUUUUUAGGCUCGGAGCCACUUUCCAAAAGACAGAUUUUUUGAUGAAGCUUUGUUUUUGAUCAAUGCCUUUAUUUUCAGUGCUGAAAAGGUAGUAUGGGACAUAUGUUUGGUGACUAUUAUAACUCGAUAGGAGUCAGGAAAUCCAGAUUCAUUCAAUGAAAAGACACUGGGGGACUCGUGAAAGCCGAGUUUUGAUCCAUUGUGAAACACAGACUGGACUGGACGGGCACAUAGUGUCUUUACUUGGAAGAGAACAUUUUGUACAUUUCUGUUUAGGAGAGUGUUGCUUGUAAAAGUGAAAAGUUGGAUGAUAUGAUGAACUAGAUAUUAUUCAUAAUGACAUUAGUUUAAAAUAUCCCCGUUAAAAAAAUAAAAAAAAAGCUGAGAGACACUACCUUAGUAGCUUCCUCCCUCCCAAACCCUAUCCUGUGUCCGGGUCUGGAGAGAUGCCCCAAUCCUGUGCACUUGCAUGGGAAUCUGUUCCAACAAGAGCCCUACAACUCACUCCCAUCUCUCUUGCUUUUGUUGAAUAAAUGAACAAUGUUAUUUAUUUGUAUAAUUUCCUGUUGUUUUCCAGUGUGGCAGCGAUUUCUUUUUUUUCUUUUUUUCAAUAUUCCAAAUAUUUGCUUGCAAGUGUAUUUCACUAAUUCUCUUCCAGUGCCUGCAGAUACUACACAGGUUGUCUAAUAAAAGUUUACUUGAUCAUGUUUUUAAAAAUAAAGACCCUUGUGGCUUAUGUGUAACCCUGA
Molecule: messenger RNA, 2704 nt
Organism: Conger conger (European conger)
Lineage: Eukaryota; Metazoa; Chordata; Actinopteri; Anguilliformes; Congridae
Gene: khdc4
Product: KH domain containing 4, pre-mRNA splicing factor
Exons: 14
Coding region: 159-1898 (579 amino acids)
Cellular component (GO): nucleus
Molecular function (GO): RNA binding
Source: RefSeq, a predicted model, not a curated record